CCGAACGCGCCACUGAAGAUGAACAGCGUCGGCGAGGGCUGCACGGAGCUCAAGCGCGAGUAUGACCAGUGUUUUAACCGCUGGUUCGCCGAGAAGUUCCUGAAGGGAGACCGGAGCGCGGAUCCGUGCAGCGAGUUAUUUCACAAAUACCACACCUGUGUUCAGAAAGCCAUCAAGGAGAAGGACAUCCCUGUAGAAGGCGUGGAGUUCAUGGGCGCAAACAGAGAGAAAGCGGACAGCUGAUGGCUUGGUUUAUUUUAUAUGGACAAGAGCAGAUGUGUUGCCAUCAUCAGGACGCUCGGACUGCAUCGAUGACCCUUUGAUGGACACUCACUCCUGUACAUUCAGUGCUUUGCCUGUUAAUGAGUCGUUGUUAGAGGCAUGUUUGAGCUGUCCUCGUGCAUGUGUGCAUUACAGAGAAGCCAGCUGUGUUUGGGUCGCCGGGUGCAGCUGCUUGAUGCUGUCAUGAAUAAACCAGGGUUCCUCAGAUCUUCCCCUGCAGAGCUCAGCUCGGACCCUGGUCAAACUCACCUGAGCCUGCUAAUCAUUAAACACCAUGUGACCAGGGUCGGAGCUGAACUCUGCAGCUGAUUGGCUCUUCGGGGGAAGAUCUGAGGAACCCUGAAAUAAACAAAUGUUAUGGUGACUGCAACUUUGUUUCAUGGCUUUUUUUCUCACAGUUGUAAGUUUGUAUCUCACCAUUCAGACAUUUCUCCUUUGAAAUCUGAGUUUAUGUUUUGCAAAUAUUUUAGUUUUUUUGUUUGCACUAAAGAAUAAAAAAAAAUGUCUCUCUGAAUUCAGAGUUUACAUUUUGCUGUUUUUUUCCACCGCAGAAUAUAAAAAGGUAAUUGUGACUUGAUCUUAAAAAUCUGAUUACUUCUUUAUUUUUUUCAUCAGGAUUCUGAGUUUAUAUCUCGCAAUUCUGUUUUUUGGGUUGUUUGUUUACAGUAUAAAAAAAGUUAAUGGUGACUUUCUUUUCAGACUUUUUUCUUGUAAUUGAGUUUUUUUCUUAUAAUUGUGAAAAAAAAUUAAGGUAAUUGCAACUUUUUCUCUGACAAUUCUGACUUUAUUUCUGAAUUCUGAGUCUACAUUUAAAAAAUUAAAAAGGUGAUUGUAAUUUCUUCUUAGAAUUCUGACUUUUCUCUCAAUUUCAGGUGUAUAUCUCACAAUUAAUUUUAUAAACUUCUUGCAUCUUAUAAUUAAGACCUUUUUGUCACAAUUACAAGUUUAUCUCAGUUCUGACUCUUUGCUCUGAAUUGCUUGUAAAAAAAAGAUCUGAUUUGUGAGAUAAAAAGUCGCAAUUACAUAUUUUAUUCCGUGUCAGAACCAAGCUUCCUCAGAAUAGGUUUGUUAAUGUAGAACAAUGUCUGAGUGUGUGAUUUAUUUUUACUUUCAUUAUUUUUCAUUGCAAGCCAACAAUAAGAACAAGUGUUCUGCUUCCACAGAGCGUCCGAAGCGCCUCGAGGCCGUAACGAAGCUUUGAAUCAACUGAACCAAGUGCAAAAUGAUUCAGUUUCGAAGCACUGAUCAGAACGCUGUAACGUGCAUAAAACACCAAUUCCUAUUGUUUUUUGAUAUUGUAAUCUAUUAAAUGCAAUUAACAAAUCAUCUAAUACCAUUAAAAGCCUCUGUAUGUGUUAU
Messenger RNA from Onychostoma macrolepis, 1641 nucleotides. RefSeq names its product TP53 regulated inhibitor of apoptosis 1 (gene triap1). NCBI's taxonomy places the organism in Eukaryota, Metazoa, Chordata, Actinopteri, Cypriniformes, Cyprinidae. The record is from RefSeq and is a predicted model, not a curated record. The transcript is spliced from 2 exons. Bases 19 to 243 code for a protein of 74 amino acids.